GUCGCAGAAUCGGAGCCUUUCCAGGGAACCACAUUGAGGCCUAGGAGAGCCAAGACUCCUUCGGGCCCCGGAAUUUGGUACGCUCCACGCCGGUGACGCACUUCCGCUUCCGGUGCUUCGCGCAGACCCGUCAUGGCCUCCACGGGGGCGAGUCGCCGCGGUGCAGCGUCUCAGCGGCCGCCGCAGGCCCGCUCCUCGCGACAGGACAAGUAUUCGGUCCUUCUGCCUACCUACAACGAGCGCGAGAACCUGCCGCUCAUCGUGUGGCUGCUGGUGAAGAGCUUCUCCGAGAGUGCGAUCAACUAUGAAAUUAUAAUCAUAGAUGAUGGAAGCCCAGAUGGGACAAGAAAAGUUGCUGAACAACUGGAAAAGAUCUAUGGGCCAGACAGAAUUCUCCUAAGACCACGGGAGAAAAAGCUGGGCCUCGGAACUGCCUAUAUUCAUGGAAUAAAACAUGCCACAGGAAACUAUGUCAUCAUUAUGGAUGCUGACCUCUCACAUCAUCCCAAAUUUAUUCCUGAAUUUAUCAGGAAACAAAAGGAGGGUAAUUUUGAUAUUGUCUCUGGAACUCGCUACAAAGGAAAUGGGGGUGUUUAUGGCUGGGAUUUGAAAAGAAAGCUAAUCAGCCGUGGGGCCAAUUUUAUAACUCAGGUUUUGCUGAGACCAGGAGCGUCAGACUUAACAGGAAGCUUCAGAUUAUACCGAAAAGAAGUUCUACAGAAAUUAAUAGAAAAAUGUGUCUCCAAAGGAUAUGUCUUUCAGAUGGAGAUGAUCGUUCGAGCAAGACAGUUGAAUUACACCAUCGGUGAGGUUCCAAUAUCAUUUGUGGAUCGAGUUUAUGGUGAAUCCAAGUUGGGAGGAAAUGAAAUAGUCUGUUUCCUGAAAGGAUUAUUGACUCUCUUUGCUACAACAUAAAAGAAACUGUUCACUUAUAAGUUCUGUGUUCAUUUCAAUUAAAAGAAAGAGAAGCCCAAAUCACUGAUUUUUAUCAAUGUUCUUUUAACACAUGAGCCAAAGGUAAGGUGCAUUUCCUACGGAUCAUUUCUCUGGAGAAAUUCCAUUUUAUAUUUUAAAUUAAAAUUUAAAGCUA
Microtus oregoni (creeping vole) is the source of this 1090-nucleotide messenger RNA. It is a transcript of the gene Dpm1, whose product is annotated as dolichyl-phosphate mannosyltransferase subunit 1, catalytic. Gene Ontology annotation, cellular component: endoplasmic reticulum membrane. Gene Ontology annotation, molecular function: dolichyl-phosphate beta-D-mannosyltransferase activity. The record is from RefSeq and is a predicted model, not a curated record. Lineage: Eukaryota; Metazoa; Chordata; Mammalia; Rodentia; Cricetidae. The transcript has 9 exons. Bases 133 to 915 code for a protein of 260 amino acids. Gene Ontology annotation, biological process: GPI anchor biosynthetic process; protein O-linked glycosylation via mannose.